GCACUGAAGAGACAUUUGUCGUCAAUUUCGUCCAUAUUUUCAGUCGUGAUCUCAAAGUAAACGAAAGCAAAGGAUUUGGUUUGAGAUUACAUUAGAGGACAUCUUCAGCGAAAUGUCACUACAAGUGCUUCAUCUGCCGAAAGGCAUGAAAGCGAUGCUUUUAGUACGAAAGAAGAUGAUGGGAUCCAUUGGAACCGUUGGUUGCAAUGAAUAUCACGGGAGAUCUAAGAUCGGCAAACGAGAGGUCGUGGGCUUUGGUCUGAACGGAUCGUUCACGUACUUCGACGCCCCGGACAUCCCGAUGCCGGCCAUCCGCUUCAGGGAACCCAACACUGAGAUCACCGCUCUUCGCGAGAAGGAGAAGGGAAACUGGAAAGAGCUGACCGUCGAUGAGAAAAAGAAGUUGUAUCGGUACAGCUUCUGUCGGACGUACGCCGAGAUGGAGGCGCCCACCGGCGAGUGGAAGUCCAUCACCGCCGGAGUGCUGGCGAUCGUGGCCUCUGCCUUCUGGCUCUAUGUGUUGCUCAAGAAAUACGUGUAUGGGCCGAUGCCUGAGUCCACUUCCCUGGAGUGGCGUAAGAAGCAGAGGGAUUGGAUGAUACUCUGGAAAGUGAACCCAAUUGAAGGCAUUUCAUCCAAAUAUGACUACGAGAACAACAAAUGGAAGGAUUAGCCGAAGACUCGACUCAAUGAAAGCAGAGCUAAAGAUUUAAUUAAUUGUUUUCUGUAUGUCUGUAAUAAUCCUUAUAUGAGUUCCACUUAUUUGACUCUAUGUUACGAAUAAAUGUAUUGUUAUUUUAGUUAUAAUAAUAAGUAGUAAUUGAAACAAAAGCCGUUUUUAUCGCAAAAACGUAUUUCACUUAAAGCUUUUGAUUAGAUAAGAGCAUUACUGCCAUUAAAUGCAAAGUUAAAUAUAUUAUUCAAAAUUAAUUUUUAAUCAAUUAUUUAAAUAUGUUUUUAUUUGAAUGGAGAAAAAUAAAUACGAAUAUUUGAAAUUGUCUAAUAAAUA
This is a messenger RNA of Oppiella nova, 1009 nucleotides long. The record is from the annotation of a GenBank genome assembly. Lineage: Eukaryota; Metazoa; Arthropoda; Arachnida; Sarcoptiformes; Oppiidae.